AAAGCUAUCAAAUUAUGCUACCAAAGGAAAAGGAAUGUUGAAGACACCGAAACACUUAGAAAGAUAUCCGAAGAAUACUACAGUGGGAGGUUAUCUCCUAAGAAGGCAUUGGUGUUCUAUCUUUUAGAACAUGGAGCCAGGAUUGAUAUUAAGGAUGAAGCAGGUUGCCUACCAAUCCACUAUGCAAAAGAUGAAAUGAUCAGACAGAUGAUAUUGGCAAGAUUACCUUCCUUGGAUGAUGUACAUUCUACCAUAGAUCGGCCAUCGAACUCUAACGAUGCCUCUGUCAAAGUCAACAGAAAUUCCAGUCAAGAAGUUAAUCUAGAAGACCAUGGAAUAUCAAUGUACCUUCCUCCUGGAGCGGUUCCCACUGAUGACUAUUGUCAGUUCACCCUAGCCAUCCUUAGAUACAAUCCUGGUGUUUAUGUCACUGAAGGUGAAUCAGUGAUCUGCUUUGGGAUCAGGUGUGACCCUCACAACUUGAUCUUCAACAAACCUGUUAAGAUCAUUAUACCACACUCUUCCUUGGUCGUCAAUCCAGAGCAUGUAAAACCAGACAUCAUUUGUCGUGUGUGGGACUCAAAUAAGGAUCUUCCAAGAACUCUAAGGAAGCAAUCUUCCAGCUCACCAGACAAACCACCAUACUGCAGACUUUACGAAAGACACCUUGAGCUGUACAUUGGCCACUGUGCAGAGUGGUGGGUUCUGAUUCCACUCGAACAACAGGUGAUCCGACAGCAACUUAUUUGUACUCCAUACGUCCCAGACAGGAUCGAAAGAGGACAAGAGUUUGCAGUUAAUCUUCAGUUGUGUAACGACCUACCUGGAAACGAAGCGGCAACACAAGAGGAGUCGAGACAACAAUCUUACCACAGAUGUCAUCGGUCGGUCCCUUUCAAUGUUGAAACAAAGGCUGGUGACGUCACAAUCACGUGUCAUCGUGAGGGAGGAGAUAUUGAGAGCCGGAUCGUUUCUCUUAGGGACCUUCUAGCCAAGAUAAACCAAUGUAUAUCAAUAUACGUACCAGCCAGUGAGGACGAUCUAAACUUUGCGGUGAUUACCAUAACAAUUACACAGGCUGGGAAGCUUGGGAUAUCACGAUCUAUUGCCUUUGUCGUCAGAUAUACAGAUGGACCUGUGUGCCAAUUUCCCUCCGAACAGACAGACAUCACUAGGACACUAGAAGAAGUAAAGAACAGUGACCUACAAUCGGACGUAGACGUCCUAACAAUAGCCCAGACAAUGGACGUAAAUCAGUUCUAUGAUUUGGGCAUAGCUCUUGGUUUCACCAUAGCUGAGUUGGAUCGGGUAGAGUAUAGGAGAUUCAGAGAUAGGCAACAAGCUACCUUUGACUUGCUACUGGCAUGGAGAGGGAGACAAGCAUCUACCCAAGCAGCGAGGAAUACUCUCAUCACAAUUAUAGAAUCAUUCAACUUAUCUUCAAAUGAUACAAAUUUCCUAGAUAUUGACCCGACUGAAGAGAUUCCUGACUACACGCUAUUACAAUUUUCCCGUCACAUUAACAAAGAAAAAUUCUAUGAGAUUGGCAAGCAACUGGGAUUUGACGAGAUAGAGUUACAUCACAUCGAGCAUCGAUCCCUGUACAAUAGAAAGGAUGCUAACAUUCAAAUGCUCUCGAUGUGGAAAGCAUCUCAAAUAUCAUCGGAUAAACCGGAUGAGAAAUUGAAGACUGUCUGGAAAUCUUUGAAUGAGGCUUCAAAAAAGACGGACACGAAUGAUGACGAGAAUAGUGAUGACGUGACUCCUCUUGACCCGGAUGUGAAUUAUGACCCAUCACCUCAAGAGACAGAAGCGGAUGAAGAUGAAGAGAAUGAAGAUUGGAAGAUCAUCGAAUACUCAGAGUCAGACAAAGAUGAAACCGUUGUCGACAUCGACGGGUAUGGAGGUUCACCUAGUAAUUCAGAACUGUGUACAGUCGUUCGUCGGGUGGCGAAUGUCACGUUGGCCUUAGAACUGGCCAAAGCACUUCGUUUGGACGUUAGUGACAUCAUAGUUCUCAUUGCUCCUCGCGACCCUGCAUUAAUGGAGAGACUGGCAUGGAAACUCCUUCAUCAAUGGUGUAGACGUCUAGGAAGACAGGAGAAGGAAGAGAAAGUGUCUGCGCUUCUUCAAGGAUACUACAUCGAAGACACUCAAGCAGGUAUUGGUGAAAUCUCUGCCAAAAUUCGUACAACUCCAGACCUCAUCGACCUCUCUCAAAGGUUGGAUCUGUCAGCUUCUGAAAUUCUUCAGGUGAUGGCUUCAUCUUUGACCUUUGAAACUGCCUCGAUACGUCGGGUGGUACUACAAAUGCUUCAGAAAUGGGUCAAACAAGGAGGAACAAGGCUGAGGUUGCUUGAAAUGGUUCAAGCUUUUAAUUUCAACGAUGCUGCAGAACACAUAGCUCGAGCAAUACCAAACCACCCAGGUUUCUUGGACACUUUUACACAUGGCAUCAUUGAUCAUGAUGGUGGAGACCUGAAGCUAGAUGAACCUGAUAUCUGGGUAUCUAUUCCUUCAGGAGCGAUCCCCAAAGGAAUGAAAUCACUUGUUACUCUCACUAUCUUACACGGAAGUUCAUCAGAGUUUCCACUGGAUCCUGCCGAAGUUCUUAUAACACCGACCAUCCGAUGUUCCUUCGACCAUGAUCUUCUCAAACCUGCCACUAUAGCGAUUCCACACUACAUUGCUCCAAAUCGAUACCAGCAGAAGAAGCAAGACUUGUGUAUGAAGCUGUAUAGCAAAAUAGGACCAGGAGAAUAUGGGUACAGGACUUUGCUUCCUGAAUCGACAAGAGAUUUUUGGAUCUCAGAAGACAAGCUUACCUUCUCAACGCGUCAUCUUCAAUACUUCGCUUUUUCUUCAAACGACAUCCAUGGAGUUCAAUUCAUUUGUGAAGUAUCACAGUCUCUUUUCAUCAGCAACUCCUCACACCCCACUCUGCGAAUCUGCAUCGCACAUCCUUACAAAAUAGACUCAACAGUAUGUACAGGUGCUAGGUUGAUUGGCAAGAGAAGCGUUCGAUGCAUGAAAAUUUAUUACAUCAUAUGAUAACCUGAACAUGUAAACAUAUCAAAAAAGGGAAAAAAUGGGAAACUAUUGUGGGUGAAUUUGCAUAGUGUGUAUACAAAAAAAAGUUCACACUUAAACAUAAUUCUGUAAAAUCAUAUGUUAUAUCCUGAGGCUUUUUCCACAUUAAAACAUCGGGC
Lytechinus variegatus (green sea urchin) is the source of this 3209-nucleotide messenger RNA. RefSeq lists its product as uncharacterized. The record is from RefSeq and is a predicted model, not a curated record. Gene Ontology annotation, biological process: netrin-activated signaling pathway. The coding region runs from base 196 to 3051 and encodes 951 amino acids. The transcript is spliced from 16 exons. Lineage: Eukaryota; Metazoa; Echinodermata; Echinoidea; Temnopleuroida; Toxopneustidae. Gene Ontology annotation, cellular component: membrane. Gene Ontology annotation, molecular function: protein binding; netrin receptor activity.